Ctenopharyngodon idella (grass carp) is the source of this 3035-nucleotide messenger RNA. It is a transcript of the gene slc6a7, whose product is annotated as solute carrier family 6 member 7. Gene Ontology annotation, cellular component: membrane. Bases 474 to 2462 code for a protein of 662 amino acids. The record is from RefSeq and is a predicted model, not a curated record. NCBI's taxonomy places the organism in Eukaryota, Metazoa, Chordata, Actinopteri, Cypriniformes, Xenocyprididae. Gene Ontology annotation, molecular function: L-proline transmembrane transporter activity. Gene Ontology annotation, biological process: sodium ion transmembrane transport. The transcript is spliced from 15 exons.
UGCGUGAGAUGAAGUAAUUUUUUUUGGCAGGCGACAACCAACAGUAAACUUCUUUGGCAGCCGAAAAUAAUGCUUUCAUAUUUGAUGUCAGGAACUAAGACACAUUAGAGCCAACCAUAAUCUGUCGCAAUAGCGUAUAGACACAAUACCUGCCAAUAAACAAAGAUAGAGAAAGACUGAAAGCUAAAGAUAUACCCUAAUAAACACCAAAAAGGAUGGAGGAUGGGAAUGACCAGCAGUGGUCCUAGGAGUGGUAUUAUUUGCGAGUUUACCUGCAGGAGGUGAGCUCUGUGUGCGGAACAGACACCGGCGCCUCCCUUCAUCGACUGUUCCUCCCUCCCCCAACCAACAACAUGGAUCAUCGCAGUCCACCUGCGCUUUGUAGUCAAGAUUACUCUAUUUUUAUUCCUAAGUCAUCUAUGUAAGGUCUCUAGAACACUACAGUCUGUUUUAAGAGUCAACCAGGGUUCUCGAUGAAACCAUUAAGUGAACAAUGUAGCGAGCAUCAGAAGAAAAACGCUGGGGAGAUGCCGAGUGAGGAGGCGAGGACAGCACCUGGAAACGGUGCGACUGUGAACGCAGCACCUACAAGAGAGAGUCCAGCACAGCAGAACGGGAUUGUGUCUUCUCAUGAUGUCAUCAGCCCUGUAUCCCAGUCCCAAACUGAGCACCAGCUUCCAUCCAUUGCACCAGCUUCUCCAGCUCAACCUCCCAGAGAACAGUGGGGCGGCAAAUAUGAAUUUCUUCUCUCCUGUAUUGGCUACUGUGUUGGCCUGGGAAAUGUCUGGAGGUUCCCCUACCUCUGCUACAGAAAUGGAGGAGGUGUGUUUCUCAUCCCGUACUUCAUCAUGCUCUUCUUCACGGGAAUGCCUCUCUUCCUCAUGGAGCUCAGCCUGGGCCAGUAUGGAGCCGCGGGUCCCAUCACCGUCUGGAAGUGCUGUCCCCUCCUAAAAGGGAUUGGCAUAGGGAUGCUGUGUGUGUCCAUUCUUGUGUGUCUCUAUUAUAAUGUCAUUAUCGCUUGGACGUUCUACUACCUGGGCAGCUCUUUCCAGAGUCCUCUGCCCUGGUCAUGUGAUGCUCCUCAUAACAUUGCCUUUUGUAGAAACAAAACUAAUGUCACCCAAAGUCCCUCUGAGGUCUUCUGGAAUGUGAAGGUUCUGGGUGUGGUGAACAGUGAAGGGCUGCAUGAUCCCGGUCCAGUGCGUUGGCCUCUAGCUCUCUGUUUGCUGGCUGCCUGGGUCGUCAUUUUUCUCUGCAUGCUCAAGGGCAUUCGCAGCUCUGGCAAGGUGGUGUAUGUGACUGCCACCUUCCCCUAUUUUGUGCUGCUUGUCCUCAUCAUCAGAGGGGCCACCCUUGAGGGCUCCUUGAACGGUGUCGCCUUUUACCUCACUCCAAACUGGGUCCAUUUGGCUAAUGCACAGGUGUGGAAUGAUGCUGCGUCGCAGAUAUUUUAUUCUUUGGGUAUUGGGGUUGGUGGCCUUCUAUCAAUGGCAUCUUACAAUAAAUUUGACAAUAAUGUCAUCAGGGAUACUCUGAUUAUCACCAUAGGGAACUGCGCUACCAGCUUUUUUGCAGGUUUUGCCAUUUUCUCUAUCCUGGGUCAUAUGGCUUGGAGGAAGGGAGUGCCCGUGGGUCAGGUGGCAGACACAGGUCCUGGUCUGGCGUUUGUUGCCUACCCAGAAGCCCUGGCUCUUCUCCCUGGAUCAGUGUUUUGGUCCAUUCUGUUUUUUCUCAUGCUCUUUAUGCUGGGAGUGGACACACUGUUCGGGAACAUGGAGGGCAUCUGUACAGCAGUACUGGAUGAGUUUCCUCAGCUCAGAUCCAAUCUGAAGCACAAGACGCUGUUCCUGGCACUGCUCUGUUUCGCCUUCUAUCUGAUGGGCCUGCUGCUUAUCACUGAUGGUGGGAUAUACUGGUUCACGCUCAUAGACUCCUUCAGCACUAGCUUUGGUCUCAUCAUCAUUACUCUCUUCAUGUGCAUUGGCAUCUCAUUCUUCUAUGGGGUGAACCAGUUCUGUCAGGACAUUGUGGACAUGAUCUGUCUUUGUCCGCCCUGGUGCACAAAACUGCUGUGGUACUUUAAAGCCUGCUGGGUGGUGUUCACUCCCUUCCUGCUAACGUUCAUCCUGACCUACAUCUUCAUCGAGAUGUACCGUACUUCUCUGACCUACGGCUCAUACGUGUUUCCGACCUGGGGCAAAGCACUGGGCGUGUGUAUGGGUGCCUUCUGCUGUCUGCAGAUUCUUAUCUGGGCAAUUGUGGCUGUCAGUAAAGAGUCUGGCACUCUUAAAGAUCGCUUUAAGAAAUCCAUCCGUCCCCUCAACUCUUGGCGCGUCAACAACAUAAACACGGCCACUCAGGAGCAGCAUGUGGAGCCCCAGACAGUAGAGGGACCCUUCACGGUUAACCUGACUGAAGCGGACUUCACUGCCAUGAACUGGGAGGCCAUAAGCGAGGCGUAACACUGCCCCAAGUGUUGGGAGGUGGAACUGCACCCUCUCAAAAGGACAAGUACUGGUGAGGACUUCUGUCUGGAGAAUGGUACACUCUUCCUCGCCAGUCCAGCUGUACUGAAAUGAUGUCACUGACUUGUAGGAAAGUUUUUUUUUCUUUUUUUUAAUUUAUGACAAUGUUACUCAUUUGAAAUAAUACUGGGCCUAAGGCCAAAGCCAGAGACUGAGAAACACAAAAGACAUUUGGUUUCUUUGGUUGAAUACUUGAUGUCCUAAGGAUUCCAUUUCAUGCCAUUCACCUAGUCUUCUCAUCAAAGAGUGUAAAGACUUAUUUUAUAAGGUAACAGACUAAGUAACAUGAUCUGUUUUUCUUUACAGUACAUAAGAGCCAGGUCAAAUCAAAUCAGGACAAUUCCUUUUAGAGACGUGAUAAUAUAGAUAGAAUAGUAACUAUUCACAUGAAAAUAAAAUGUAGUACAUUGUAAAGCCUCUUUAGAAUGUUUAAAUAUAUAAAAACAUUACCAUUUUCAGAAUGUUUUGAAAUGCCACACAUCCAGCAAAUAAAAUCAAAAUGUUUCAUAA